Messenger RNA from Lactuca saligna, 4007 nucleotides. The record is from the annotation of a GenBank genome assembly. NCBI's taxonomy places the organism in Eukaryota, Viridiplantae, Streptophyta, Magnoliopsida, Asterales, Asteraceae.
CAAUAUUAUAAUCUUUUUUUUUUUUUUUUUUCCCCAUUUUAAUCGUCAUUCAUCUUCAUAUAUAUAGGAAAAUCAGUUUUGUCUACAGAUUUCCCCUUUUUUCUUCUUUGUAAUCCUCUGCAAUCGAAUUCCGAAUCGACGGAGACAAAUUAGCCAUGGUGGAAACAAGGCGGAGUUCGUCUUCCUCGAAACGCACGCUAUCAUCCCCAUGUUCGUCUCCUAUCCCAACCGGGAAAAGAUCAAAGGCAGCGGAGGCGGCAUCUUCGUCUACUACCGGGACACCGGUGGAGCCCAUUGAGGCGGUGGUGAAGGAAUCCGGUGGAUGCGAGUCUCAAGAACAGGAGGUCCGAUCUUCUGAUCCGUCCAAGAAAGACUCCGAUGCCUGUGACGAAGUGCCCGGUGUUGACGUUCCUGAAAAAUCUCCGGUUGUUCAAGUGGAAGGACAGCCGUUGGUCUCGCCUAUGUCUCUAGGUGAUUCGUUAAUAGAUGUAGAGAAGACGAAGGCGAAUGGUGGUUCAACUGUGUUGAAUCGUACCAAGAAAAGACAGUCAAAAUCUAAUGUUGGGGUUGCGUGGGGAAAGCUUCUUUCCCAGUGCUCACAGAACCCUCAUGUUGUCAUGGAUCGUCCCAUUUUCACUGUUGGUCAAGGUCGCCAAUGUGAUCUGUGGAUCGGUGAUCCGAACAUCAGUAAAUCAUUGUGUAGCCUGAGGCACAUAGAGUCACAGCAAGGAGGCGCAUCGAUCACUUUACUUGAGAUCACUGGCGGCAAAGGUGUUGUGAAAGUCAAUGGCAAGACAUGCACUAAAAGGUCAACCUUACCACUUAAAGCUGGAGAUGAAGUGAUUUUUAGCUCUUCGGGAAGGCAUGCUUAUAUAUUUCAGCAGCUAUCGAAUGAUAAUGUUGGUGCAGAUGGGGCACCUCCCAUGAGCAUAUUAGAAGCACAUAGCGGGUCAUUAAAAGGGUUACAGUUUGAGGCAAGAUCUAGAGACCCAUCAGCAGUUGCAGGAGCUUCAAUAUUAGCAUCUUUGUCUAGUAUUCAGAAAGAGUUAUCUCUACUCCCCCCUCCUUCUCGUAAAGGCAAAGGCUUACAAACCGGAAUGCCAAAUCUACCCUCUGUCUGUGAUAAUCGUGCAACUGAUACAGAAAUGAAAGAUGCUGCUGAUGUGGCACCAUCGAAUGAGAAAGGUGCUAACGAGAAUGUUGAUGGUGUUGGUGUUGGGGACACAGGGAAUGCCCCUGGCCCUGCAGCAACUCAUGAAUUAAGGCCAUUACUGAGAAUGCUUGCAGGAUCCACUGCUUCUGAGCUGGAUAUUUUGAAAAUUAUUGAUGAGAGGAAAGAAAUUAGAGAACUGCUUAAGGAAAUUGAUCCACCCAUCUCAUUAGCAGCAAGGCGUCAAGCAUAUAAAGAUAGCUUACUACAAGGGAUUCUCAGCCCCGAUGCAAUUGAAGUUACAUUUAAAGAUUUCCCAUAUUACUUAAGUGAAACAACAAAAAGUGUAUUGAUUGCCUCCACAUAUCUCCAUCUGAAACGUAAUGAUUUUGUGAAGUAUGCCUCAGAUCUGCCUACUUUGUGCCCUAGAAUACUCUUAUCUGGUCCAGCAGGUUCAGAAAUAUAUCAAGAAACAUUGGCAAAGGCUCUUGCAAAGCAUCUAGAUGCUAGACUGCUUGUAGUUGAUUCUCUUUUAUUACCUGGCGGAUCAGUUGCUAAGGAAACAGAGACUUCACUAAAGGAGAGUAGUAGGCCUGAAAGAGCAAGUGUGUUUGCUAAACGGGCCCCACAAGCAGGGGCUAUGCACUCGAAGAAACCGACAUCAAGUGUUGAGGCUGAUAUAGUUGGUGGAUCCACCACAGGCCCUCAUGCUCAGCCAAAACAGGAGGCAUCUACCGCAUCAUCAAAAAGCUACACCUUCAAGAAAGGUGAUAGAGUUAAAUAUGUGGGUUCCUUGUCAUCUGGUUUUUCUCCUUUGCAGACUCCCUUAAGGGGGCCAACUUAUGGUUAUAAGGGCAAAGUUCUACUUCCAUUUGAGGAGAAUGGGUCCUCCAAGAUUGGAGUAAGAUUUGAUAGGUCGGUUCAAGAAGGGAACGAUCUUGGAGGAAUCUGUGAGGAAGAUCAUGGCUUUUUUUGUUCUGCUGAUUCGCUUCGCCUUGAUUCUUCGAGUGUCGAUGACAUUGAGAAGCUUGCCAUUAACGAACUUUUUGAGGUUGCUGUAAAAGAAAGUAAAAGCAGUUCAUUGCUUUUGUUUGUGAAAGAUAUAGAGAAAUCAAUGCUGGGAAAUCCAGAGGCGUAUGCUUCCUUCAAGAGCAAGCUUGAAAAUGCACCUGCUAAUGUGGUUGUUAUUGCUUCACAUACUCAAAUGGACAGCCGCAAGGAGAAAUCUCAUCCUGGUGGAUUACUCUUCACAAAGUUUGGGAGCAAUCAGACCACACUGCUUGACUUGGCUUUCCCGGAUAGUUUUAGUAGACUUCAUGAUAGAAGCAAGGAAACUCCCAAAACAAUGAAGCAGCUCACCCGACUUUUCCCAAACAAAGUCGCCAUACAGAUGCCUCAGGAUGAAGUGCUGCUUUCAGACUGGAAGCAACAACUGGAUCGUGACAUAGAGACCUUAAAAUCACAGUCAAACAUUGUCAGCAUCCGUGCAGUUCUGAGUCGAGUCGGUCUUGAGUGCUCUAACCUUGAUGAACUAUGUGUAAAAGAUCAAACCUUGACUAACGAAAGCGUGGAGAAAGUAAUUGGAUGGGCUUUGAGUCAUCACUUUAUGCAGAGUUGUGAAGCUUCUGCUAAAGAUGCUAAACCUGUGAUUUCCAAUGAAAGUCUCGAGUAUGGGAUCAACAUACUGCAAGGAACUCAAAACGAGAGCAAAAGUUCUAAAAAGACACUGAAGGAUGUGGUUACUGAAAACGAAUUUGAGAAGAGACUGCUAGGUGAAGUUAUUCCUCCUGGUGAUAUUGGUGUUAGCUUUGAUGACAUUGGAGCUCUUGAAUCUGUGAAGGAUACCUUGAAAGAGUUGGUGAUGCUACCUCUUCAGAGGCCUGAGUUGUUCUGCAAAGGGCAGCUAACAAAGCCUUGUAAAGGAAUCUUGCUGUUUGGACCCCCGGGUACUGGUAAAACAAUGCUUGCAAAAGCUAUUGCAACCGAGGCUGGUGCAAAUUUCAUCAACAUAUCGAUGUCGAGCAUAACUUCCAAGUGGUUUGGUGAAGGAGAGAAGUAUGUGAAAGCUGUUUUCAGCCUUGCUAGUAAAAUCGCACCGAGCGUUGUUUUUGUUGAUGAGGUGGACAGCAUGCUGGGAAGACGUGAAAACCCGGGGGAGCAUGAAGCAAUGCGUAAAAUGAAAAACGAGUUUAUGGUGAAUUGGGAUGGCCUCCGUACAAAAGAUAGAGAACGGGUGCUUGUACUCGGUGCAACCAAUAGGCCUUUCGACCUCGAUGAAGCUGUCAUCCGCAGACUGCCUCGCAGGCUGAUGGUAAAUCUACCGGAUGCCACCAACAGGGAGAAAAUUUUAAGAGUCAUAUUGGCAAAAGAGGAGCUGGCACCUGAUAUGGAUCUUCAAGCAGUCGCUAGUAUGACAGAUGGCUACUCAGGAAGUGAUUUGAAGAAUCUUUGCGUGACAGCUGCCCACUGUCCAAUUAGAGAGAUAUUAGAGAAGGAAAAGAAGGAGAAAGCUUUGGCAUUGGCAGAAAAUAAGCCGGUACCUGCUUUACGAAGCAGUGUGGACGUUCGCCCACUAAAUUUGGAUGAUUUUAAGUAUGCACAUGACCAGGUAUGUGCGAGUGUGUCGUCUGAGUCAGCAAAUAUGAACGAGCUUCUGCAAUGGAAUGAGCUAUACGGUGAAGGUGGAUCCAGGAAGAAAAAGCUUCUCAGUUACUUCAUGUAGACACCACACCACACAACACCCACACGAGUGUAUGAAUCAGCAACUAUCAAGUGUAUAGCAGUCCUCCCUUUGUUUACUUUUUUACAAAUUAGUUUGGGAUAAAAAAAAAAAAAAAGACAGACAGACAGACAGAGA